This is a messenger RNA of Centruroides sculpturatus (bark scorpion), 1320 nucleotides long. Its product is annotated as beta-ureidopropionase-like. Gene Ontology annotation, molecular function: beta-ureidopropionase activity. The coding region runs from base 87 to 1268 and encodes 393 amino acids. The record is from RefSeq and is a predicted model, not a curated record. The transcript is spliced from 12 exons. NCBI's taxonomy places the organism in Eukaryota, Metazoa, Arthropoda, Arachnida, Scorpiones, Buthidae.
AAGUAUUGUUAGAGGGGACGAUGCGGGAGGAGGAUGGUCGCGAAGGGAGGAGAGAUCAAAGUUCAGGGUGAUGCGAGCAAAGGAACAUGGCGGAUAAAUCGGGAAAGGAGACGAAAAACGAAGAGAAAAUGGAAAGUUUAGAAAGUAUUCUGGAAAAAUAUUUACCGGAAGAUGAAUUGCAAGAAGUUAACAGAUUAUUAUAUGGAGGAAAAUUGAAAUCAUUAGACAUUCCGUCGCAAGCAAGAAAAAUUUCAGAAGAGAAAGAUUUCGACAUCAAGGGAUACGUAUUUACGGCAGAACCGGAAGAACUGAGGGCAAAACGUAUUGUUCGUGUCGGCGUCGUCCAAAAUUCGAUCGUCCUUCCCACUACGGCCCUGAUUUCGGAACAGCGAUCGGCCAUUUUUAAUAGAAUAGAAGAUAUUGUAGAAGCCGCCGCACUCUGUGGAGUAAACGUGAUUUGUUUCCAGGAAGCAUGGACUAUGCCGUUUGCAUUUUGUACCAGAGAGAAAUACCCGUGGUGCGAAUUUGCAGAAUCCGCCGAGGACGGCCCCUCGACGCAGUUGUGCCAACAGAUGGCAAAGAAGUAUAAUAUGGUAAUAAUUUCACCAAUACUAGAGAGAGACGAGGUUCAUGGCAAUACCUUGUGGAAUACGGCAAUUGUCAUAUCCAACAGUGGAAAUGUUUUGGGAAAAACCAGAAAAAACCACAUUCCUCGAAUUGGCGAUUUCAACGAGUCUACGUAUUACAUGGAGGGAAACUUGGGACAUCCUGUGUUUCAGACACAAUGGGGCAAAAUUGCAAUUAACAUAUGUUACGGUCGUCACCAUCCGCAGAACUGGAUGAUGUAUGGUAUCAACGGCGCAGAAAUCGUUUUCAAUCCUUCCGCCACGGUAGGAAAUUUAAGCGAGCCAUUGUGGCCCAUAGAAGCAAGAAAUGCGGCCGUAGCCAACAGUUAUUUUACGUGCGCCAUCAACAGAGUCGGAACGGAAAUUUUUCCUAGAGAAUUUACGUCGGCAGAUGGAAAGCCCGCUCAUAAAGAUUUUGGAUAUUUUUAUGGAUCCAGCUACAUUACGGCUCCCGAUGGCACGAGAACACCCGGUCUGUCUAGAUUGAAGGAUGGUCUACUGAUUGCUGAAAUGGACUUGAAUCUAUGCCAACAGAUAAAAGAUAAAUGGGGUUUCAGAAUGACUCAACGUCUGGAAUUGUACAGCGACUCACUCUAUGAGGUCGUCCAACCGGAUUACGAACCCUACGUUAUCAGAGAGUGAAUCGUUGGGAGUACAAAGAAACAGAAGUGCCUAAACUGAAAGGACAGUUUCA